Molecule: messenger RNA, 5123 nt
Organism: Pollicipes pollicipes
Lineage: Eukaryota; Metazoa; Arthropoda; Thecostraca; Pollicipedomorpha; Pollicipedidae
Product: dynein heavy chain 3, axonemal
Exons: 36
Coding region: 1-4743 (1580 amino acids)
Biological process (GO): microtubule-based movement
Cellular component (GO): dynein complex
Molecular function (GO): dynein light intermediate chain binding; dynein intermediate chain binding; minus-end-directed microtubule motor activity
Source: RefSeq, a predicted model, not a curated record
AUGAGAACGCCGAUAUUCACCAAGGAUAACAAGGAGACCAACCAGGAGCCCUUCGACCUAGAGCAGGCCGAGCUCAAGUUCCCGCUCAAGUACGAGGAGAGCAUGAACACCGUGCUCAAGCAGGAGCUGAUCCGCUUCAAUGGCCUGACGGCGGUGAUCCGGUCCACGCUGAUCAACGUGCAGAAGGCCGUCAAAGGCCUGGUGGUCAUGUCGUCAGAGCUGGAGGAGGUCUUCAACUCCAUGUCGGUGGGCAAGGUGCCGGCGCUCUGGGGCAGCAAGUCCUACCCCAGCCUCAAGCCCCUAGGCGGCUACUUUACCGAUCUUGUCACCAGGCUGAAGGUGCUGCAGGACUGGAUCGACAACGACACUCCCUCCGUGUUCUGGCUGUCCGGCUUCUUCUUCAUCCACUCCUUCCUCACGGGCAUCCUGCAGAACUACGCGCGCAAGAAGCACAUCUCUAUUGACCAGCUGGGCUUCAGAUAUGUGGUAACCCAGCACGAGGCGGACGCGCCGGAGAAGCCCGAGGACGGAGAGCUGGUCAAGGGCCUGUUCCUGGAGGGCGCGCGCUGGGACCGCAAGGCCGGGCGACUGGCCGAGUCGCUGCCGAAGAUCCUGUUCGACACGCUGCCCAUCAUCUGGCUGCAGCCCGGCAUCAAGUCGGAGUUCAGCACCGCCGGCCUGUACGCCUGUCCGCUGUACAACACGUCGGCGCGGCGCGGCACGCUCUCCACCACGGGCCACUCCACCAACUUCGUGUUCUUCAUCACGCUGCCGUCGGCGGCGCCGCCCGCCCACUGGAUCAACAGAGGGGUGGCCGCCAUCUGUCAGCUGACGACUAGCGCCGGACGCUGCCGUCGGCGGCUCGUCCGACGCGUGCUCCGUGGACGAACCCUGAACGUUCCUGACAAUUUGAGCCUGGUUCUCGUCGAGUUCGACAUUCUCCGCGGCUCAGACCUGGCUGAUGGCUCUGGCUCGCGCCAGGCGGAAUACACGUGCAACCCGGACUUUGAUCCGACCGUCAUCCGAAACGUGUCGACGGCGUGCGAGGGCCUCUGCCGCUGGGUGCGCGCCAUGGAGGUGUACGACAGGGUGGCCAAGAUCGUGGCGCCCAAGAAGGCCAAGCUGGCCGAGGCUGAGGGGGAGCUGGCCGCGCAGAUGGACAAGCUCAACGAGAAACGCCGACAGCUGCAGCAGGUCACGGACAAGCUGCAGGCCCUGAACGACGAGUUCGCGGCCAUGACGAAGAAGAAGCGAGACCUGGAGGACAACAUUGAGCUCUGCUCACAGAAACUCGACAGGGCCGAGAAAUUGAUAGGCGGUCUGGGCGGCGAGAAGUCGCGCUGGAGCGAGGCGGCGGAGACGCUGACGGGCCGCUACGACAACAUCAUGGGUGACGUGCUGCUCUCGGCCGGCGUGGUGGCCUACCUCGGUCCGUUCACAGUUGACUACCGGCAGGAGGCGGUCGACGACUGGGCGGCGCGAUGCGCCGAGGCCAGCAUCCCGUGCUCUGCUCAGUUCUCGCUGAUCGCAACGCUGGGCGAGCCGGUGCGCAUCCGCGCCUGGCAGAUCGCCGGCCUGCCCGUCGACGCCUUCUCCAUCGACAACGGCAUCAUCGUCGGCAACGCCAGGCGCUGGCCGCUCAUGAUCGACCCCCAGGGCCAGGCCAGCAAGUGGGUGAAGAACAUGGAGCGUGACAACGGCCUGACCGUGGUGAAGCUGACCGACCCCAACUACGCGCGCACGCUGGAGAACUCGCUGCAGUUCGGCAAGCCGAUGCUGAUCGAGAACGUGUACGAGGAGCUGGACCCCAUGCUGGAGCCCGUGCUGCAGAAGCUGACGUACAAGCAGGCCGGCGUCGACUACAUCAAGCUGGGGGAGAGCGUGCUGGAGUACUCGCCCGACUUCCGGCUGUACAUCACGACACGGCUGCGGAACCCACACUACCUCCCGGAGAUAGCUGUCAAGGUGACGCUGCUGAACUUCAUGAUCACGCCGCUGGGGCUGGAGGACCAGCUGCUCGGCAUCGUGGCAGCCAAGGAGAAGCCGGACCUGGAGCAGAAGAAGAACGAGCUGAUUGUAGAGGGCGCCAACAACCAGCGGCUGCUGAAGGAGAUCGAGGAUCAGAUCCUGGAGGUGCUCAGCUCGUCCAAGGGCAACAUCCUCGAGGACGAGACGGCCAUCCAGAUCCUCUCCUCGUCGAAGGUGCUGUCGGAGGAGAUCACGGCGAAGCAGGCGGUGGCCGCCGCAACGGAGAAGGAGAUCGACGAAGCGCGCGUGGGCUACCGGCCGGUGGCCGUACACUCGAGCACGCUGUUCUUCUGCAUCUCCGAGCUGGCCAACAUCGACCCCAUGUACCAGUACUCGCUCACCUGGUACAUCGGCCUCUACCUACAUUCGAUCCAGAGCAGUCCGAAGUCGCCGGAGCUGAAGACGAGGAUCCUGGCGCUCAACGACUUCUUCACGCGUAGCAUCUACCGCAACGUCUGCCGCUCCCUCUUCGAGAAGGACAAGCUGCUCUUCUCCUGCUUGCUCUGCGUCGGCAUCAUGAAGGGUCGGGGGGAGCUCAAUGGCGAGCAGUGGCGGUUUUUCCUGACCGGCGGUAUCGCGCUCGACAACCCGUACCCGAACCCGGCCUCCGGCUGGCUGACCGACAAGGCCUGGGCCGAGAUUGUACGGCUGUCCAGUCUUGAGGGCUUCAGCAAGCUGUACCGGGACGUGGCGCGCACGCCGCCCGCCUGGAAGGCCAUCUACGACUCGUCGGCGCCGCAGGAGGCGCGCUACCCGGGCGCCUGGGACGAGAAGACGGGCCUGGCGCGCAUGCUGCUGCUCCGGAGCAUGCGGCCGGACAAGCUGAUCCCGGCCGUCCAGCAAUUCAUCGUGGACAACCUGGGCGCCUACUACAUCGAGCCGCCGACGUUCGACCUGCCCGGCUCGUACGGCGACUCGUCGUGCAUCACGCCGCUCAUCUUCUUCGCCGAAGACGAGGGCCAGGCCGGCCACGUGCAGACCAUCUCGCUGGGCCAGGGACAGGGGCCGAUCGCAGCGCAGAUGAUCGAAACGGCGCUGGUGGAGGGCGGCUGGGUGGUGCUGCAGAACUGCCACCUGGCCACCAGCUGGAUGCCGCAGCUGGAGAUGAUCUGCGAGAACCAGAUCGUGCCCGAGAAGACGCACCAACGCUUCCGGCUCUGGCUCACCAGCUACCCCAGCGGCGACUUCCCCGUCUCCGUCCUGCAGAACGGUGUGAAGAUGACGAACGAGCCGCCGAAGGGCCUGCGCGCCAACCUGCUGCGCUCCUACCUCAACGACCCCAUCUCCAGUCCGGACUUCUUCGGCGGCUGCAAGCAGCCUCAGGCCUGGCACCGGCUGCUGUUCGGGCUGUGCUUCUUCCACGGCCUGGUGCAGGAGCGGCGUCAAUUCGGGGCCCUCGGCUGGAACAUCCCCUACGAGUUCAACGAGUCGGACCUCAGCAUCAGCAUGACACAAUUGCAGAUGUUCCUGAACGAGUACGAGCACAUCCCGCUGGCGGCGCUGACCUACCUGACUGGAGAGUGUAACUACGGCGGCCGCGUCACCGACGACAAAGACCGCCGCCUGCUGCUCAGCCUGCUGGCGCUCUCAUACAACGACAACAUCAUCAACAGGGCCGGGUACGAGUUCAGUCCGUCGGGCGUGUACUAUGUACCGGACGUGGAGGAGCACGGCGAGUACGUGGAGUACCUGCGCUCGCUGCCCAUGCUGGCGCACCCGGAGGUGUUCGGGCUGCAUGAGAACGCCGAUAUCACCAAGGAUAACAAGGAGACCAACCAGCUGCUGCUGGGCCUGCUGAAGACGCAGCCGCAGCAGGCGGCCACCGGCGGCGGCGGCGGCUCCUCAGCCGGCGCCGUCACAGAGCUGGCGGCCGACCUGCUGUCCCGGCUGCAGGAGCCCUUCGACCUGGAGCAGGCCGAGCUCAAGUUCCCGCUCAAGUACGAGGAGAGCAUGAACACCGUGCUCAAGCAGGAGCUGAUCCGCUUCAACGGCCUGACGGCGGUGAUCCGGUCCACGCUGAUCAACGUGCAGAAGGCCGUCAAAGGCCUGGUGGUCAUGUCGUCAGAGCUGGAGGAGGUCUUCAACUCCAUGUCGGUGGGCAAGGUGCCGGCGCUCUGGGGCAGCAAGUCCUACCCCAGCCUCAAGCCCCUAGGCGGCUACUUUACCGACCUUGUCACUAGGCUGAAGGUGCUGCAGGACUGGAUCGACAACGACACGCCCUCCGUGUUCUGGCUGUCGGGCUUCUUCUUCAUCCACUCUUUCCUCACGGGCAUCCUGCAGAACUACGCGCGCAAGAAGCACAUCUCUAUUGACCAGCUGGGCUUCAGAUAUGUGGUAACCCAGCACGAGGCGGACGCGCCGGAGAAGCCCGAGGACGGAGAGCUGGUCAAGCCGAGUGAGGAGUGCGGCGGAAUCUGGGGCCUGUUCCUGGAGGGCGCGCGCUGGGACCGCAAGGCCGGGCGACUGGCCGAGUCGCUGCCGAAGAUCCUGUUCGACACGCUGCCCAUCAUCUGGCUGCAGCCCGGCAUCAAGUCGGAGUUCAGCACCGCUGGCCUGUACGCCUGUCCGCUGUACAACACGUCGGCGCGGCGCGGCACGCUCUCCACCACGGGCCACUCCACCAACUUCGUGUUCUUCAUCACGCUGCCGUCGGCGGCGCCGCCCGCCCACUGGAUCAACAGAGGGGUGGCCGCCAUCUGUCAGCUGGACGACUAGCGCCGGACGCUGCCGUCGGCGGCUCGUCCGACGCGUGCUCCGUAGUGGGGCAAGAGGGGGAGGUGGCCGCGUCGGACUGACGCCAACUGACUUGCUCUGGAGGACGUCGUGCUCGUUAUCGGUGCGGGCUCAUGAGACCCAGCGUCCGAGCGAUUUGAGAGAUUCGACGCGAGAUUGGUGGAAAUUGCGCGUUGCGAGAGUUAGUCGAAAAUGAUUGUAAAUGUGUCUCCGUAAAUUGUCAGAUGGCGCGUUUUUUAAGUUGUAUUGGUGUACUUUGACGGUUACAGAAGAGCGCCUUUGAUGUCCGUCAUUAGAUAUUCUUUCCAAGCGGCUUGUUGAUGUGAUAACAAAGGACGUGGCAGCGGACCAGUGCAAUGGUC